AUGGCGGUCUUUCCGAAGAGAAAUGGCCUGGUGGACAUCCUUGUCGGACCUGGAAAGUACGAAGAGUACAACCUUGCUGCACGUUGGCUCUUGCGCCAAAGCGGUAUAGUGACGGCUCGUGGAGAAGAGUUUACUCCAGAUGAACUUGAACAUCAACCUGAAGUGGUAGGCAAGGACCCAGCCACUGGAGAGGAUGUAGUCCUCACCCCCGCCGAUCCCUUGCGGGGGAUCAAAAUACUGAUGAAGGCGCUUGAGGAGAUGAAUGGAAAGACCACGUUAGACAAACGUGGAGAGCUGAGAAGCCAAUUUUACCUGGAGCUCAAGCGACGCCCUGGAGAAAGAAUCAGUGAGUUCUGCACGAGAUUCAGAACGAUGGUGGCAGAUCUCCGACAAGAAGGUGUGACCUUACCGUCGGGCGAGCUUGGGUGGUUCUUGCGAUCAAAGCUUGGAUUAGACCAACUGCGACUUCAGUUGCUUGACACUGCUUUGGGUGAUGAUAUCGAAAAGGAAGUCCUUCGGCUGUUCAAAGAGCUGCACAGUCAGGAUCCUUUGGUUUGUCGACAGCAGGCGGACAGCAGACCUCCUUUGUUGCAGCGUUUUCUCAGUCAGCAAUCGGGUCCUAGACUCCCUCUAUGGCAAGCUCUGCAACUAGAUCCUUCAAGUCUGGUUGAAGAGGCGGAGGCUGAUGAUGAUGAAGAGAUGGUUGAAGACUCCCAGGAUCAAUAUUCCUUGGAGGAGCUCAUGCAGACUGAGGCAGAAGCCUUAGCAGCGGAGUUGGAUGCUGCUGCCGAAGAAGGGCUGGACCCAGCCACCUUGCAAGAGAUCGAAGACUCUGUGGAGACGGCAGCAGAAGCACUUCUCACUAUGCGGGAAGCCAAGACUCGUUUACAAGAGGUCAAGAAAGGCCGUGGCCAUGGAAAGACUGAUGGCAGCGACAAGAAAGGGACUGCAGCCAAGAAGCAGUCCGGCAAGCAUCCAUGUUUUGAUUGUGGACUUCCAGGGCACUGGGCUGGAGAUCCUGAAUGUCAAAAGCCUGGCCAGAAUUUGGGCCGCAAGUCUCCUCCCAAGAAGGCCAAGCAGGUCAAAGUGGUGGAAACCUUGAACACCGAGCAUGUUGUUGAAGAGCUGGACACCCAGACGAAUGAAGCGCUGGCAGUUGUUUCAGAACCAGGCUUGAUUUCAGAUUCUUUGGUGCAAGCUGUUAGUGAUGCACAUGGACUGCGGGAAGUGAAGGCGAUGUCACCCGCAAUUCUGGCUUGUGACAAGCGUUUGGUGGGUGCUCUUGACUCUGCAUGCAAUCGCACUUGCACAGGACCUGAAUGGCUCAAAGGUUUUUUGGCUGGAUUGAAGGAUGCUCCUCAGGAGAUUCAAGACUUGGUAGUUUCACGACCAGAGCGAGAGGUUUUCAGAUUUGGCAAUGGAGGGACGCAAACCAGUGAGGAAAGAUGGCGUUUGCCGGCAGUUGUGGGCGGGGAACUGAUUUGUUUUUGGACUUCAUUAGUACCUGUGCCUUCAUUGGGCCUUCUUCUUGGAAGGGAUUUCUUAGAGGCAGUGGGCGCCGACAUGAGCUUUGCCCGGCGCAUUUUGAUGUGUGAGCAUUUGAACUCGGUUCCCAUUCCUCUUCAUCAACUGACUGCAGGCCAUUAUUUGCUUCACCUCCUGCCCUCCAGUUGGCCAGGUGUGGUUUCCCAGAAACGUUGGAAGCGAUUGGGUGUUGAUGGCGUUUUGGAACUUCAGUUGUCUAUGAAGGAUUGGCUGAACAAGCGUUUUGGAGGUGGUGUCAGUCGUGCUGUCAGAGCUCAUGAUCAUCUCUUGACAGAACAUAGUCUUCAAGCUGGCCGCAUGGUUCUGGCUCAAGCCUCAAUGACUUCAGCACCUGUGCUGAAACCCAAUUCGACAUCUGCGCCUACUACCAGUCCAAGUGCGAGUUCUCAACCUGUGAAUGGAGAGCCAGUCUCAUCUUUUGGGAUGGAGACGACUGGUGCUUCGCAGUCAAGAGCGAAGCGUGUGGGCCGCAAAAGGUCUUCUGCUGUGGCUGCUCCAAAAGCCCUGGCUGCGCAGGCCAUGGAUGGAAUCAUCCCAAAGCAGCACUUGAAGAAGGCGGAGUUGGCUCAGACCUUCAACAUGCAGAACCUUGGGAAUUGCAGCCAUUUGCGAGACCGGCUGGGUCUGGCAGUGUCUUUCAUGGAAGACCCCAAGGUGGAAGGGAUGCUGUGUGGCCGAGCCGUGAAAGGCCUGGGGGCCAAGUUGAAGAAACAGGCCCAGGCCGAGGCCUUGGAAGCCGCGAAGGCGGCAGAGGAAGCUGGCAGUCGAGAGCAAGAAGCACGAUCCAUGAUUGGACCAAAGGGCGGCUUACCGACCCUGCGUGGAGAUCUUCUGCGCCUGGCGGCGCUGCUGCAUGUGAAGGUGGAGGAUGGCGACACGGUGACCCAGCUGAAAGAGAAGAUCAAACCGACUGUGGCCUUGCUCAAGGAGAAGCCCGAACCGAAAGUGAAAGCCAAAAGCAAGGGCCAAGCUCGUGGAGCAAUUCCCAAAUCAGCCCCACGUCAUGCGACGUGCUCGUCAGUGAGCAUGAACGAUCGGCCUUUGACAGUCAUCGCCGACCAACAGCGGCAACUAGGCGUCAUGGUGGAUCAUCUGGCCCGAGAGAUUUCUGCUCUUCGGCGGCCCAUGGUGGAGCAAGAGUCGGAGGAAGUGGAGGAGGCAGAGAUGAUUUCCGAACGAGAGUGGACUCCCUCAGAGAUUGCGCAGUUGAAUGCAGACGCCUACGAAGAGCUGUACAGGGACAGGUUGAUGGCCCAGUAUGGAGAGGAAAGGCUGAUCGGCCUGACCAGCGACGAGAUCGAGCAAGCAACGGCGUGGAAAAGACAUGAGGAAGAUCGUCGCAAAGUUUCCCUGGGCCCUAGCCAGCUGAAGGAGAUUUUGGUUGCUCAACAUGAACAAGAAUUUCGACACUUCAUGAAUGAUGAGACCUUUUUCCAAUCGGUGAUCCCCUUGUGUCUGAAGUCUGAAGUGUACACGAACUCUCAGAAUUUCAUGAAGGAGGCAUUGAAAAGAGGGCAUCAAGUUGGCACUCCAAUGUCUUUAGAAACUGGCUGGGACUUUCGACGUGCUGACCAUCGAAAGAGAGCAUAUCAGACUGUCAUGGAUGAGAAGCCAUUCUGUUUGAUCAUUGCUUUUCCAUGUGGUGGUUUCAGCCCGUUGCAGUUUUUGAAUCCUCAUGGCCUCGAAGGUUUGCCUCAGAGGCGUCAGGAGAGUUUGGAGUUGAUGAGAUUUGGCAUAGAACUGGCAAAAUUGCAAGUUCGGGAGGGCAGACACCAGAAGGCCACCAAGAUAGCAAGUUCAAGUGAUGCAGUCAUCAAGUCUGUGGAUGGCAAUCGGUGCACGCGCACCCAUGUUCAUGAUCCAGUCAUUGGUGGUGCUAAGGUGACGGCUCGUGCCGGCAUUUAUCCUCGAGCUCUGGCACGCGCCAUGGUUCGAAGUGUCGAGGAGCAGUUCGAGAAGCAGUAUGACUUGAACUCUGGCAAUGUUGGUGAAGUCCUAGCAGCGGAGGCGGAGGAUGAUGAGGGGAUUGAUUUUGUUCAGAACAGUGGUGCGUUUGCUUUGAAUGAAGAUGAUCUUUCAGAUGUGGAAGAGCAAACGGAAGAUGAUAGCCAAGGGCGCAUCAGCCAGUCAGUCAAGCUUGCAAUUCGCAGACUCCAUGAGAAUACGGGCCACCGUAGCAAUGUUCGCUUGGCGCGGGCAUUGGCUAUCGCCGGAGCCCCUCCUGAGGCAAUCAUUGCGGCGAAACGGCAUCGAUGUGAUGUUUGUGCCGAACGAGUCGCUCCUAAAGUUCGUCGGCCUGCUUCUUUGCCUACACCCCGUGACAUGGGUGAUCAGGUGCACAUUGAUUUGCUGGAAAUUGAAGACAUCAAAGAGAACAAGUUCUUUGUGGUUCAUUGCACGGAUAGUGCAACGCGUUUUCAGAUGGCCGAAGUCUUGAAGGACAAGUCGACCGCCAGUGUGGUGCGCUUCUUGUCCACCAAAUGGCUUCCUGUUUUUGGUGCACCCCGUGUUUUGGUGGCAGACCAAGGGAGAGAGUUCAUCUCUUGGGAAAUGGAAGAGUGGGCAUCUUCAGUGUCUACGCAGUUCUUUCAGCGAUUGUGGCUGCUCAAAGCGUGCUUGCUUGGCUUUGACGACAUGCAGGUGGCUCUGGGUGAGGCAGUCUAUGCCUGCAAUGCAGAUAUCAAUGAGUCUGGAGCUUCGCCUUUUCAAGCAGCUGUGGGCCGCCAGCCCCGUAUGGUUGGCGAUGUCCUUGGUGGAAUCCAGAAUCGCCUGGCCGAACACGGUCUGGUAUCUUCAAAGCCUUCACUAGCACGACAGAUUGCCAUGCGGGAGACCGCCAAGGUGUCCAUGUGCCGUUUGCAUUUCAGCAGAGGCCUGAGAAAGGCAGAGCUGGCGAGAUCAAGAAGCACAACUAUUGAAGAAGCUCCAGCCCCGGGAACAGUCUGUUAUUUUUACAGACCAGUGAGAUACAAUCGAAAAGGUGCUGGCAGCAGGAAGAAGUUGACUCUGAAACGCUGGCAUGGGCCAGCCUUGCUGGUGGCUUUGGAAGGGCAUGCAUCAGCCUUCUUGUCCUACAAAGGCCAACUGACCAAAUGUGCGUUGGAGCAUGUCAGGGUCGCUUCGACAAUGGAGCAAAUUGCGGCUGAGACCUGGCGUGAAGCGAUUGAUGAGGUGGUGGAAGCCGCACGACAGGAUGCAGCUCGACAAGAGCCUGAGGAAGCUCCAGUUGUAGAUGCUGAGAGCUUGCCAGCUGGAGAAAAUCCAAGAACCCCAGCAUUCUUGCCUUCUACUCCGGCGCCGGCGGCACUUCAACCUGCUUCAGCCGAUGGUGGUGCCGACCUGCCACCGUUGCAGCCUCAAAAACUGGUGGGAGCUAUGCUAUCUCUUGGUGAUGAAGGGGGUAGUGGCUUGGUAUCAGUUCCUGGACCGCGCCGGAUGAGUGAUGUUUCAUCCAGAGCCGCGGCCUCUUCAAUUCCUGGAUCGCGCCGGAUGAGUGAUGUUUCAUCCAGAGCUGCGGCCUCUUCAAUUCCGCCAUUGCCCAGACCCUUGCCUUUGUCUCAGACCAUUGAGAAAGCCCAGAGGUUGGACGCCACAGCAGGGGUGAAACGACCUGCUGAGAUUGGUGCCAGUGACUACAAGGAUGCUCAAGACGUGGCUGACGGUGGAGCAGCCUCGGCGGCUGAACCUUCAAGGGUAGCAGAUGCCUUGCUGGUCUCUAAGGAAGAUAUUUUUGCUUCCUUGGGGGAUCCGUCAGUUCAUCCUUUGGUGCACAUCCACAAUGGUGCUUGUUUGGAUCGACUCCGACCUUUGGAGAGUCGUGUCAAUGAUCAUGGCUCCUGGCAUGGAAGAUGGCAUCUUCCCUCUCAGUCAGAAUGGGAAACACGCAGCAAGCUUGGUUUGUCCUGGCCUAUAGGCAGUGAUGAUGUGGAAGAUUCACAUGAAGCCUGUGCAGUUCAAGCGGCCCGGAAGGAAUACUUCUGGAAGAGCAUGACCGAUGAGCAGAAGAAGGAGUUCAAAGAAGCUGCAACCCAAGCGUGGUCUGUUUGGGCAGAGAAUGAUGCUUUGCAGAUCUUGAGCGAUGAGGAGGCAGCAAAGGUGCGUCAGAAGUUGAAGCAGAACAAAGAAUCUGACAGCAAGAUUCUGACCCCAAGGUAUGUUUUCACAGACAAACAUGAAGCCUUGAGGACUCCGACCAAUCCUUUGCCUUUGAAAGCUCGUGCGCGCAUCGUGGUUCCUGGCUUUAAGGAUGUCAUGGCCUUCAGCAUUCGCAAAGAUGCUCCUACCGCGUCUCGAAUCAGCCAGCACAUGUUGUUCAUCAUGACGGCAAGUUUCAAGAAAGCCAAGAAAGCCUGGAGAUUGAUGAGUACAGAUGUGAAGAGCGCCUUCAUGAAGGGCGACCCUUUUCUGGCAGGGACUCGUGAGCUUUACAUGGAGAACAUCCUCUGCAAGGGAGUCUUUGGUUUGUCGGAUGCCCCUAGACAGUGGUAUUUGCGAUUGAACAAAGACUUGGAAGCGCUGGGUUGGGAGAGAAGCAGUCUUGAUUAUGCUUGCUGGUUGCUGUGGUCGGAAGACCGAACUACUCUGGAUGGCAUUCUUCUUUCGCAUGUUGAUGAUUUGCUUCUUGGUGGUAACCUGCGAGCUCAAGAAUCACUCCUUUCUCUUGGCGAAUCCUUGAGUUUUGGGUCAGUUGAAUAUGAUGAUUUUGUUUACUGUGGGAAAAGAAUCCGACAAAGAGCAGAUGGAACAAUCACUAUUUCCAUGGUAGAGUAUCAUCAAAACCUCAAGCCCAUCGUCAUUCCUGCGCAUCGCAGAGCACAACCUGAUGCUGAGCUAUCAGAAGCAGAACGACGCCAGCUUCGAGCAGUUCUAGGCUCUCUGCAGUGGUUGGUAGCCCAAUUGAGAAUCGACCAAGGAUUUUCUUUGUCUAGCCUUCAAGGGGAGAAACCUCGAGUUCAGACUUUGGUCAAAGCAAACGUGCUUUUGAAGAAGUUCAAGAUGCACCCUCGUUUUGAAUUGACCUUCAAGCCCCUAGAUUUGGAUGGAGCUGGCAUCCUGGUCAUCACAGAUGCGUCCUUGGGGAAUGUGACCAAGGAAGGUUGUGCAGAGGGUUCUGUGACAGAACGCGUGUUUUCACAGAGUGCCUAUUUUGUCCUGGUGGCCGACCGUCACCUGAUGUCGGGCAAGGAAGGGAACUUUGGAAUUCUUGAUGCAAGAUCCCAUAGGAUCCCACGCGUCUGCCGCUCCACUUUUGGAGCAGAACUACUUGGUGCUGAAGAAGGACUGGACAAUGGUCAGUUCGCUCGUGGCAUGCUUGCUUUGAUGCUGGGAUAUCCAAUGAAUGGACGCUGUGCAGAUGGCGUCAUGGAUGCUGUCCCGCUGAUGCAAGUCACUGACGCCAAGGAUGUUUUCGACAAGGGUAGCUCUGACACUCCAACGUAUGGAUCACAGAAAAGCUUGGCAUUCACCAUUGCAUGGAUGAGGUCAAUCCUAGCUCGUCCAAACACUUGCCUGCGCUGGACAUCGACCGAGAACAUGUUUGUGGACGCGGGAACUAAGGAGAUGGAUGUUGAUCAUAUGCAUCGCAUUAUCCAGAGCGGAACUUGGAGCGUGGAGUUCAACCAGACCUACGUGAAGCAGACCUCCAGGAAGACGAAAGCUUCUGUAGCUUCUGAGAGUGGAAAUUCAGAGUUGGUAGGAUUUUGGUGCAAAGCACGGCCAGAUCUCGAAGCAGACAUUGUGCAAAGCACGGACCUAAGAAAUCUUGGAGCAAUUGUUCUGGCACACGCCAGGCAACGUUCUGAAGAUGGAUUUGUCCGGGUGCUGGACGGAGAGGCCCGUGCCCGCCUCUACACUGGAUCCAAAUCAGCGAGCCGUCGGAAGUGCUUGGCUUUGGUGGGAAGGAUGCAGCAAACCACUGGUGAGUCGCCAAUUGACAACCUUCAACUUCCCAACUUGAUGCGCCGAAAAGAUGCAUUGCUCCUCACAGUUGGACGCCGUAUUCAGCAAUUCUUUGUGUGGGCACUGCGCUGGAAACAGCGGCGAAUCAUGGCAAGGUUUCCUUCUGAGUGCCACCAAGCAGCCGUGAAAGCAAGAGCGCAGUCCAUGCAGGAAGGAGAUGACAGCUCUGUGGCGCUGAACCUCCUUGUUGAACACGGCUGCCUCGUGGAGUCCUAUGGCCAGGUGCCGCAGGUGAUUCGAACCCGAGCGGACGAAUUCAUAGCAGAAUGCUUGCAGCGCCCAGAGGGUGAACUUGAUGAGGAACUUGCUGACUUUUUGAAGCACUGUCAGAUAAACCCAGGACGUCCAUACAAGGCCGAUCGCGUCGGACAUAAACUCCUACUGCUAAAGGCACUCCGCAGCCCGGAACUGCGCGUGAUGUGGCGGUCUGAUGUGGAGGCAUUCACCCAGCACCGGUACAUCACCGGCACUUGGACUCGCAGAGCACCAUUGUAUUACCUGCCUGACGAUGGCUCGGAGUGCGUGGUGCUGCGGCGCCCAGGUGACGAAGAAUCCUCGCGGUUCCGGAAGAACAUCUUUGCAUACGCGGAGUCUCAUGGUCUCGGACAGAGUGGGGGAGGCUGGACUGACAGCAGCCAUUGGCCCGCUGGCUCUCUCAUGUACGAGCUGGGAUCAUUGCUUUGUAUUGACGAGGCAGCGAAACUCCCAAACCAUUUUGUCACUGACAUUGAGAAGAUUGUUCAAGACUGUGUUUUGCUAUGUCCCGAUGGCGUGGCUGAUGCCCUUCCAGGCGAAGUUCUCCACGACGCUGGCCAGAAUCCCAUCGUUGCUUCUUCCAUUGGCAAGUCGCAACACACCCAGGUUUCGAAGGCCUCCGUAGAGGAUUUUCCGCUGAUGAAACAGCAGCAGUCGCCACGGUGGUGUUCGAAACUGGACGCAUUUGUGGACAUUGUUCAGGUAGGGAAGGACAAAGAUGCGUUCUUCGUUUGCGUGCGGACAAGGACACCAAAUUCAAAGCCUGUCUUGGACUUCUUGGUUCAACUGCGUCUUGAAUACCUCAGAAGCUUUGGCCGUGCAGUGGACUUCAACUGUACCUGUCAUGCUUCUGUUACUGGGGAGUACUAUGUGAAUUUGGCACCUGUUGCCUGCAUGCGGAAGAUCAAAGUCCCUGUCGGAGAGGGCUGCUUAGGUUUAGACUUCGACUAUCUGAAUCCUGAACUCCGAGAGACAGUAACGCAACGUGGCCUUCCUGUGGCUACAGUGGACUCAUCACAGGGAAAAGGAAAUCUGCAUGCAAGUUCAGCAGAAUGCUGGAGAGGUUGCUUGGAAGGGCGAUCUGUUCUGACUCGAUUGUACGACUUCAAUCGAAAACCUGGAUCUUUGCCUAUCGCGCAACGCAUGAUUGCGAAGCUGUUUCAAUAG
Molecule: messenger RNA, 8925 nt
Organism: Cladocopium goreaui
Lineage: Eukaryota; Dinophyceae; Suessiales; Symbiodiniaceae
Source: the annotation of a GenBank genome assembly